Messenger RNA from Ctenocephalides felis (cat flea), 2649 nucleotides. It is a transcript of the gene Eip74EF, whose product is annotated as ecdysone-induced protein 74EF. Gene Ontology annotation, cellular component: nucleus. The record is from RefSeq and is a predicted model, not a curated record. Gene Ontology annotation, biological process: cell differentiation; regulation of transcription by RNA polymerase II. Lineage: Eukaryota; Metazoa; Arthropoda; Insecta; Siphonaptera; Pulicidae. Gene Ontology annotation, molecular function: sequence-specific DNA binding; DNA-binding transcription factor activity, RNA polymerase II-specific.
UGAACGUGGUGUAAACAAAGGCUACACACUGGCGGGUGCGCGCGUUUUAGGGGCGCCCGUGCCAAAUGUGGCUAUGCCCUUUAUCGACGAUGAUCUGCUAUGGUGUCCUGACAACGAUGGUCGCAUGGUUGAUUUAUCUUCCUGUCUACAGGAAGGGGCAGUCCCAAAUCAACCCAAUGCAGAAAUGGGGGCAUGCGAGUUAUUGGGACCACUUGAUGAUGGCGAUGAUAUAUUUCGCCAACUUGGCGAUUCUGCAUUUGAACUUGAUCAUUUUUUUACGGAGUUCACGGCCACUGAAAUUAAGGAGGAAAAUAAUAACAUCACUGGUCAAAAUCACCAGAUGUCCGAACACCACCAUCACCAGGCUCCACAAAACUCCCAUUGUGUGAAUUUGGAUCAACAUCAUCACAACAACAACCAUCACAGCAAUGGGUUGAUGAGCAACAACAAUAAUAAUAGUGCUAAUACUAAUAACAAUAACGGACAUAUACAACAAUCUCAGCAACAAAAUCCUCAUAAUCCGUUGUUGAUCAACGGUCAUAAAACAGCGCCUUCGGGAACCGGCUCUAUCUUACGGCAAACGAUAGCCAAUUGCGCGAACGGUUUGAAAUACGGCUCCGGCGCGAUCGCGAAUGCAAACCCGUUGCUCGCGGGGAAACUACUAACACCGCACGUCGGUGGCAAUGAUCAGCAUUGAUACAGAGUUGCCAAUUCACCCGCUUUCCACCGGUUCUCCUUCACCGCCGCCUGUGUCAGCGCACCAUCACAAUGGUGGUUUGAGUUUACACAGCAACCACCAUCCGCAGACUGGUCACCAUUCGUCUGCGGCGAAUGGCAUCUCUCAUCAUCAGCAACACCCGCAACAUCAGCAUGCUGGGUCAUCAGCAGCGCUGCAUCAUGGACAACCAGGUCACCACACAGGACGGGCGGCUUUGCUGCAUAAUAUACUAAGUGCGGCGGCUUUAGGACAGCACGCACUUAGGCCGUAUAGCACGGGGUCCACAGGGUCUUUGCCUCCUAGUCCGGCGGACAGUGGUGUCUCGGACGUGGAUUCAAGUAGUUCGGGCGGUGGUGGACAAGGUGGUGUUAUAGCCCCACCACCCCCAGGGGCACACAGUGAAGAACUAAAAGCCAGACUAGCACCUUCCUCCCAUCAAGCACUGCCAGCCCAUUCCCAAAACGGACAUGGAUUAGUAACAUCUCCUACAGGAUCUCAUCAUCAUUCACUACAAGGAGCAUUUUUACCACCUCAGUUUUACCAUCACGCUCCACCCGUUAGAGGUUACCAUUACCAGAGGUCAACGUCACAAUUAGCAGAUACUUACACAUCAUAUCUGCAGCAAGUACAGCAACAUGUGGCGGCAGGUUCAUCAGGUCUGCAACAGCAACAGCAGCAACAACAACAACAACAAUCAAGUGCUUCGCAGCAUCACCAACAGCACCAAUCACAGAAUGGCUAUCAUCAUCUUACGUCGCCCUCCACAAACCAGAAUGGUGGUGCAGGGAACCACUUUGCACAACCGUGCCCUCCAUCUUCUCGUCUUAAUCCCCAUCACCAUUUGCAACAUUUGCAUCAUCAUCCCGUACUACAGCAGGCUGCAACAAGCAGCAGUAAUGAUGAUUUUUAUAUGUUAGAUCUUGGUUUUCCUGCCCGCAAUAAAUUGAAGAAGCUUAAGAAACCAAGAAAUGAUCUCAUCCAAACUGCAACAAGCACCGGUGUGAAACGCAAAAGUCGCGAAGGUUCCACAACAUACCUUUGGGAAUUCCUACUGAAAUUACUCCAAGAUAGGGAAUAUUGUCCGAGGUAUAUUAAGUGGACAAAUCGAGAAAAGGUAGCAGAUACUUACACAUCAUAUCUGCAGCAAGUACAGCAACAUGUGGCGGCAGGUUCAUCAGGUCUGCAACAGCAACAGCAGCAACAACAACAACAACAAUCAAGUGCUUCGCAGCAUCACCAACAGCACCAAUCACAGAAUGGCUAUCAUCAUCUUACGUCGCCCUCCACAAACCAGAAUGGUGGUGCAGGGAACCACUUUGCACAACCGUGCCCUCCAUCUUCUCGUCUUAAUCCCCAACAGCAGGCUGCAACAAGCAGCAGUAAUGAUGAUUUUUAUAUGUUAGAUCUGGUUUUUCCUGCCCGCAAUAAAUUGAAGAAGCUAAGAAACCAAGAAAUGACUCAUCCAAACUGCAACAAGCACCAGUGUGUGCGAAACUGCGAAAAAAGUCGCGAAGGUUCCACAACAUACCUUUGGGAAUUCCUACUGAAAUUACUCCAAGAUAGGGAAUAUUGUCCGAGGUAUAUUAAGUGGACAAAUCGAGAAAAGGGUGUUUUUAAACUUGUAGAUUCUAAGGCGGUUUCAAGACUUUGGGGUUUGCAUAAAAAUAAACCUGACAUGAAUUAUGAGACCAUGGGCAGGGCUCUAAGGUAUUAUUAUCAAAGGGGGAUUCUGGCAAAGGUUGAUGGACAAAGAUUGGUUUAUCAGUUUGUUGAUGUUCCAAAAGACAUUGUUGAAAUUGAUUGUGCUGGAGCAUAAAUUCAAUUAUCAUUAGUGUUAGUGUACAAACUUUUAAAGCAAGAAAUAUAUCACAAUACAUUUUCAUAUAAAGUACAAUAUACUUAACAAUCUUAAACAUGCCGAAAAAUUUCCU